CAGGGGAUCGCGGAAACGAAACCGGAGUAGCAUUCGCAGUUCCUCGCAAAAGGACAUGGCUUUUACUGUACUCCCAUGUUGUUCCCUCAUGGCAACAUUGACGACGAGAUUGAGAAGCGACGGCGAUCAUGCACGCACAUUGACUAACGAGCAGGAGGGAAACUCCGCGACACAGGCGUCAAGCGGUUCCUAACACGGCCGCAUCAGGUCGCCUGUCUGAGCCCUGUGAUUGGGUCCGCAGGUUAUUCUGAAGCUUAGCUCGAAGAAUCCCAGAGACAAUCUCCAGCCGGAUGUGCCCCGGCUACCAGCUCAAGUCUGUUGAGCGGGGAUGCCCAUGCCGUCAACCUCCUGCGCCUGCAACUCCGAUGGUCAGGGCGGCGACACUUCCAGGGCCGAGGCUCCGUAUCAUAUCAGCUCUCGGGCCUGUUCAUAACCCGGAUCUCGAAAUCAGCCUGUUGACUUGCCCAUCACAAGCGUACCAAAACACCGAGCUACUGUGGAGUCCGAGAGAUUACAAGCCAUCAUCACCACCUCGUUCGGGUGUGGACCACCGAACAAGGGCGAGGCGACUGGUUUUAGCGUCCUCUUACCCAGGCUCUCCGCGUUGUCUCCGCGAAACCAAAGAAAACAAUCGAAAUUAUCCCAACCGACCAAGACCAGGUGGCUUAAUUAUUGGAUCCGGAAAUGAUUCUGACGCUACUUGGUCAACUAAGGCUGAUGCCAGCUAUACUACCAGUCGCAAUCCCACUCGCGGGCACGACAUGCCAUCAUUUAAGACCUUUGAAGGGAGUCCCGUCCUGUCUCUGCUAUUAGCGAGCAACUCCACACCGAGUGUCGUCCUGUCUCAAACAUUGCGGCUUCCCUCAUCCACGUUGAGGACGGGGCCAAGCGGAUAUUUGAUUACACCUCCAGCGGCGACUCAGCGUACCGAGCUUCCCGGCGAGACGAGGUGGUCCGUUCGCCGUCUUGCCCACGCGAACCGGAGAGUCGUGUUCCAGAAACUUGUCUCCCAAGAUGAAGAAUCGACGCUACUUGGGGCACGUCACUGCGGGUGCAUGUGUAAAAAUCUCCCAGGAUCAGUGGCCGCAACGACAGAAAUAAUGGCUGUCCCCCUCUUCUCUCUCGAAAGGGCCAGCAGCUCGAACCGAAAUGAGCCGUCUAAGGUUGUCUUGGUACCCCUCUCAGAGGUCGCAGUACGACUCCCUGGGCUGAGUCCGUAUCCGCAUCGCCAUGAUCUGCGCGACAUUUCCAUACACUUACUCACACUUGCCCACGCUUGCCCGUUUGUUGCAGACUGCAUCAGCCAGCCAGCUUUCACCUCGCUCGGGGGUCUGCAGAAAACGGCUACAUCUCGCCGCCGCUUUAGACAGCAUCAACCGUCCAUUCGGACAUCAGGAAUCAAGGCUACAAGACAGGGAUAUGGCCCGAGGCACCCAGAAAGUCCGUCCAGAGCAAAGAAGCCUCAGAGGCUCCCAAGGGGGCAGGAAUCCAGGAUUACUGGCACGCAGACCCUUGCGAAGGCUGAGUCAAGUGUGGGAGGAGGGGGCCUCGUCAAGGUGAAACGCGCCUGCGGGACUGCGUCAGGAAGUCAUUCUCGUUUCUGAUGCCUCAAGACUCCGCCGGCGCUAAUGACACCCGCCCCUCUUCAGUGGCCCUCGAAGUGAGACACGCCCCCUCCAACACGGUCUCUUGUCUGUGUGUUUGUGAGUCUUUGGCGAGCCCAGUUUCCCGCCCAGCCACGCGCUACGCUGCUCGUCCAAUUCUUGUUUGUGGACCACAUCGAAUCAAUCGCAUCAUUGUCAUCUUUGGGUAUUCAUUGGGCGCAAGAGUAGCUUUUGUGGGCCAAUAGGUUCGGUUGGAGAAGCCGGUGCGAGCGCCAGCGCCAGUGUUGAAGAGUCAGCGAUGGAGGACGAAGCAUUCCCCAGAGAUACUGCGAGACGCCCAUCCGGGAAGCACAGUACUGGUGGCACUCUGCUUGUGAUCUCCGUGUUUUGUUGACGACAUGUAGCUGUCUGCUCUAUUCCAUUUCUGAACAGUCACAACCAUUCGUUUACAUGUCGUCGAUGAAAUGCGAAG
Molecule: messenger RNA, 2076 nt
Organism: Ilyonectria robusta
Lineage: Eukaryota; Fungi; Ascomycota; Sordariomycetes; Hypocreales; Nectriaceae
Exons: 7
Coding region: 291-1604 (437 amino acids)
Source: RefSeq, a predicted model, not a curated record